ACUUCCGGACUAGCUCAUCAACAUUAUCGACUCAAAAGAUAGAACACCAAUUCAAUGAAACUUAAUUUAAUUUAAUAUAUAAUCAUAUACAAUGAGAAAUUUAGUAAGUUUUCAUUCGUAUUGCAAACGAGGAAAAGUUGUAUUUUCACCUUGUUUUUUAUCAAUUAUAAUUGCCUGGUCAAUUACCAUUAAUAUUAUAGCAGUGGUCGAAAUAGAUGCUGCAGACGAUGGCAACAAACGAAUUUGUAGCAAAUCAGUAAAUCCCGCGCAGCCAGAAGUUGAAAGUGAAUUUGAAGAGGUUUUGGAUACAGAAGGAGGAGUUAUAUAUCGUGAGAAAUCUAAAUAUGAAGAGAAAAGACAUAAGUGCACAUUUUUUUGUAAGUAAUUAAACUAGGCUUACUAAAUCUAUACUAUUAUUAUUAUUAAUACUUAAUACUAUUUAAAUUUAUUACUUACAAUUUACUGGGCCUGUUUGAUUGAUUGAAUGAAAUGUACUCUCUCCUUUUGCUUUAAAAAAUGUAUGUGCAAUAUCUCAUUUAUAUACAGACAUCCUUAUGGCUUAUGGACAUUUACAGACAAGUCAUUUUUGGUCAACUUUUUAUAGGCUGUCUUUUUAAUCAGUUUGCACCCCUGCUGUCGAAGAAAUUCUCCAUCUGAAAAAAAAAAACAACAGCUGAAUAGUUUAUUUCAGUUUUUUUUAUAAUUACAGGAAUACCCUGUUACCUGUUUUAGUAGAAAAUGAGAUAUUACGUUUCUCAUGCCAGUCAUGCCAUUGUAGUCAAAAAUUGUGUAAAGCGGACUUUCACAACUUUCAGCACAAGUUUGCAUAAAAUAUAAAGAUAGAAACUUAUUGGAAACAAUAAGAGGUCAUUCAUAAUGGACAUCUCAGAUUUGCAAAUUGUUGAGGGAGUAUUCAAAGGCUAUUUAGUUAUACUGCUUUAGACCCACUGCCCAUGUUCCACUAUGUUUAACCUUUUUAAAUUCUGGACAUCCUCUGUGACUGAUACAUUUGCAGUUCUCAAAAAAAGGAUAAAAUUAAACUACUAACUAAGAAGCCAGAGUAGUGAAAACUUCAUAAGUGAGAUCAUUCUAUAUAUAUAUAUAUGGUUACAAGCAAAUUAUUAAUAAAUUUAAACAAAGCAAGUAUGAGCUUUUGAUUUUUUGACUCUAGUUCUCAGUUCUGAUUGAAUUUAAUAUAAUGGUUUGUACUAUCAGACUUAUUAAGAAGUUUAAAUGUAGUGACUAUUUACUCUUUAUAAUUUAUAUUCAUUAAAUAAUUUCUUCAUUAAAUUCUCUGGCAUUUGGUUCUGUAUAUGCUGUAUGUGGACAUUUGCAACAUGGGGUUUUAGGAGGGUAUGCAAAAGGGGGACAAGGGGGGAUGGAUUGUCAAAAAGAUGAUUAUUAAUUAAAGAUGUUCUUUUUGAAUGAUCCCUAAGAUUAAAACUAUCAAACUUUCCUCAAAACUUAAAAUCCAACAAGAAAAACAAUAAUACCACACUUCAUCAGGUUAUAGUUUAAAUAAUCUAAAUUGUUUAAAGGGUAAUUGGUUAUAAGUUAUGUUAUAUUAUAUGAAAACGGUAUUGACAUUCACAUCUGUUUUGUCAUAGGUCAGUAUAAAUUAUAAAACAUUUUAGUGGGCACAGGAGAAUAAAUAUCAAAAUAACUGAGCCAAGGACAAAAAAAGUUUGUGAAACACUGGCCUCCUUUUUCCUCAAAAUGUUUUCAGAGUUCUACUAAAUCAUCUUAAUAUAAAAUAACAGUUGGGAUAUACUUAUUUUAGUAUGCUUAAAUCAUUUUAAAAAAGGCUCAUAAUAUAACUAGAAGGAGAUACAAGAUAGCAGUUAGAAGCAAUGCUCUUUCUAGUUGAGUAUUUAUUAUGUAUAUUACAGCACCAAUGCACGAGAAAAAAUUGCAUUUUACACAAAUUACUACUUUUAAGUCAAUUUUAACGUCUCUAAACUGAAUUUAUAUAUACAUAUAUAUAUAUAUAUAUAUAUAUAUAUAUAUAUAUAUGUAUCCAAAACUAGAGGAAAUAAAGGACACAAAUUUAAUAAUUUUGAUGAAAAAUAAUUUUUUCAUUUAAAUGACACUAAAAGUGAAACAUUCACAAAAUUAAAGGAAAAGACAUAUGCUGAAUGCUAGAAUUCAUGCAAAUAUAAUUUAAGCACUAUAACUAUAAGUUUUGACACAUAAAUAUAAGACAAAGAAAAAAAUUAUUUUACCCCUUACAGCACCCUGCGCGUCUUUUUGCAGUGACCUACCUUUUUCCCUGUGGCUCAAGCGCGUCUAUUUGCCACAUAGAGGGGUAUCUAAUAUAAAAAAAAAAAUGAGGAUAAAACCUUUCAGAGCAGAAUGUUUAUUAGUUAGAGGAAUAGUCGAAUUUUAUUUUGGCUUUUAAAUUAUGAAAUUUGACCAAUUACUGAGUUUUUUUUUGUGCUGAUUUGUAUUUGUUGUUUCCAUGACGCUACCUAGCGAUUUUGUUGAUUAAGACUUACUCCUACUUGAUGAAACCUUUUGUUCUGGAAACUAUUAUUGAGCUUUUAUUGGGAUUAGAUGAUUCUAAUGCUGAUGAGAAAGAGGGGGAUGAAAGGAAGUAGGUCUACUAUAGUUCGAAAUAGCUCAAACACAGGUAUUGAUUUAGAUGAAGAUUGACUGGAGUGGUGGAACAAAGAGGCCCCCAUAUCUCCUAAAACUCCUUAUAAUCCCCCAGUGUGCCAUUGCCAAUGAAAAGUGUGAACAAAACAAAUUAUGUAUAGUCGGUACUGAGGCUAUACAUAGCAAAAACGUAGGUCAGUACUAGAAGGGUUAAAAUUUCUUACGUAUGAAAUUCAAAUAAUCACAUAAUUCAUAAACAUUUUUUUAAUUUUUUCAAAAUUUAACAAUUUAAGGUAAGUUUUAACAUCACCUUAUCAUUCAACAGACAGCAAUCGGUUUCCAGCAUAUGAAGGAGGUUUGGUUAAUUGUACCUGGUACACAUCAAAAGCUUGUUGUAAACGAACAGAGGUGACAUCUGUGUUUUCAGCUAUGGAUCCCUUGUACGGUGCAUCAGUUUUGUGUCGAAAUUAUAUCAACUAUUUGAUGUGCUUCUUCUGCAGUCCUGACCAACACAAGUUCUUCAAAGCAAAUAAGUAAGCGAGAAAUUUUCAAUUUUUUUUAAUAUUUUUAUUUUUUUUUAUAUGGUGGACUCUGUACAACGCUUCGAGCUUUUGGGGAUGAAGCAUGUUUUUCAAAUAAACUCUAUUAUUAUUAUUAUUAUUCACUUUUACUUGCAAUCUGUAAUCCAGGGGUGAAAGUCAUCGAUUUUAUGUCAAUCAUUCUUCCUAAUUUCAACCUCCAGGAAAAAAAUAAUAUUAUAAUUUAAAAAUUUUCUAUUAAUCUAUAAAGAUAUCUCUUUACCUAAAUCUCAGAAUAAAAAAAUGACACUAUAGAGCAAGUAGAGACAUAUUAGUACCUAGAGGUCACCAUUAAUAAUAAGUUGUCACUGAUCAUGGCAUGAACCAGGCCUAAUUCUGUAUAAAAGUAUCAACCAAAGACUUUUAUGUAUUAAAAGUUGUACCUUUUUGGCGUAAGCAAACAAGUUAUUAACUUUUUAUAUAAUACAACAAUUGGAACCCUACUAAACUUCAGUAUUAUCUGCUUGUGUGGGAAUUCAUCGUCUGACUCAAACAGCAAUUAAAUAGACUAAUCAAAAAAGCUAAUAAUAACACAUGAAAUUAACAUACUUCACUUGAAGAACUAUUUGUAGAACAUACAAAAUUUUGGAUGAUACCUAUAUGCAUCCCAUCCGUUUCAUCACAGUAACCUAAAUCAGCUUGAUCAGCGCAUGGUUUUUAAUGGAGUCUAAAAUAUACUCCAUCAAUUUCAGAAAAGUUUCUGUGUGUCUGGAAUAUUGUGAAUCACUUUAUGAAGAAUGCAAGUCAGCUGGUUUUAAUAAAACAUUAAUUGGUAAGUUUGUAAGUACACUGAACAAAAUUGUAUAUCCUUCCUUGAACAAGUUUUCUUUCGACAUGAAAUUUCUUUUUCCUAAGUUGUUUGUUUUAGUUUUUUCCCCAGAGAUUUUAUGUCAUAUCAUUUAACUCAAAGGAUUCUAAUUUAACUUUUUUUUUUUUUUAAAGUUUAAAAAAAAAUUUUGACUGACAAAUACAUAAUUUUGAAAAGACAUUUAACUUUUGGUUUUGCUUUUAAAAUUGUUAGUAUUGGAAAACAUAUUUUGCAGAAAAAAUUGCUUAAAAAUGUAUUCAUCGACACUGAAUAAUAUUUGAGUCAAAGUUAUGUCCCUAGAGCUAUUUCACCUUCGUGAUACACAUGUAGGAGCUACAUCUGUUAGUGUCACUGCUCUGCCUUUUAACCUCUCUAAUUUCUAUGUCUUGAAUAUAAUAAUGAACAAAUUAUUUAUUUAUUGAUAGAUUUCACUGAAAAUUAAAAAUCAGAUAUUGCCUUGACAUUCUAAUUUUAACGUUUACAGGUAAUUUAUGGAAUAUCUUAAUCAUGAAAUGCUGAAUGCCAAUUACACAUACAAAAAAUUAUGCUAUCCAGUUUUAAAAUUUGAAGCUAUGCACAAAAUUGCUUUUAAAAAAUUGCCUUUCCAAGAUAGUCUACGAUUUCAGUAGUUUAUUUAAAAUUAAUGAAUACAAUAUUAUUCAACAGGUGAAGCCUACACUAACGGAACUGCAUUUUGUGCUGCACAAAAUUUUGAAGUAGCAGAAAGUGCUGACUGUUUCAAAUUUGAUCCCAAUGUGUUUGGUUAUUCCACUUACCCUGUACCUUGGCCAGCACUGCUUAUCUUUCUUCUUUUUUUGGGGCACCAGGUUGUACAAUAAAAUUGAUCUUACUGGAGCUUUUGCUGGCAACUGAAUAUAUUGUUGUUGUUUUUUUUAAAUGUAAAAAAAAGUUGCAGUUAUUGUUUUAUUAAAUAGUCUUGAGAAUAUGCACAUUUUAAUUAUUUUUUUAAAAAUUGUUUUUCAUAUAUAAUUAUUAUUCAUAGACUUAAAGCUAAUACUUUCGGAAAUCCAUAGUCAGAGGCUGAAAACCUUAUUACGGCCGGGCAGAUGCAUUCUCCAUAAAGCUAGUCCCUGAUUUCAUGCAAAACCAUAGCAGGGCAUGCUAUGAUGUGGUCUUUCUGUCAUGUUUCCUUAGGAUCCUCAAUUACAAAUUAGGGGAUGUGAUGGUGUUUUAACUAAGCUUUCUACCAACCCACCCCAUUUCACCUAUGGAUGGGCAGCUGGGAUAGAUAGUUUAUUGACCCAGGACACAUGAUAUGCUUUAAUUAUUGCCCCUUAUCCAAGCUGAGCAUUUAAAUCUUAAAUACCGAGUAAGAGUCCAUUUGUUAAAUUAUUAUUAAAGGGGUCUUAUAUAGAGCUGUACCCCAGCCUAGGGCUAAGCUCACAGCGCUUUGCAUAAAAAUUAGCGAAAAGAAAAAAGAAACAUGGAAUUAAAAACCAGUUACAUAGAAUUAUUCAUUAAAAAAAACAGCUGAGUAAAAAUAUUGACCUUGCCCACCCAAGUACUAUUGACCCCUUUCUAGCCAUGGACGGCAACCAGCAGCAUCAAGCAUUAUUUAUUGGUCAGAUGGGGGUGAGAAUGAGUCGUAGGAGUAGAGUUUGAAGAGCUGUGUCUUGAGUGCAGUUUUGAAGGCUUGGAUGGUCGAUAUAUUGCGGAUGUUUAAUGGGAGAGAGUACCAUUGUUUGGGGGGUUCAGAAAGAGAAAUAUCUUUCACCGUAUGUUGGAAACAGAAAAAAUAUGCGUGUCUGAGGAGGAAUGAAUCUGUCGAAGGGGUGAAUAGACAGAAAGACGUUCAGUAAGAUAUGAAAGGCAUGAUCCAGAGAAAAAGUUGCGACAGUUGUGUAAAGGGAGCCAAUGAAGUGAGUGAGUAGUGGAGGUACGUGAACACAUUUCUUUGCCUUAGAACUAACCUAGCAGCUGAGUUUUGAACUUUUUGCAGUUUUUCUAUGAAGUGUUUUGGCGAACCUGACAGAAGAGAGUUGC
This is a messenger RNA of Lymnaea stagnalis (great pond snail), 5985 nucleotides long. The record is from the annotation of a GenBank genome assembly. Lineage: Eukaryota; Metazoa; Mollusca; Gastropoda; Lymnaeidae.